UCUACGGUCGUCGAUCUUGUAAGUUUGACUCACUGUGUUAGUGAUGUCGAGUGUCAGUCCUGGUUUCGUUCUUCUGGCUUUCACUCUGUUGCGUCUCCUGGUUCUCAAAAGUCGUGUGGUUGUAUCAUCCUUUUUCGUCCUUGUCUGUCCCUUGUCAACUCUUCGUUUGAUGAUGCUGGUCGUUUUGUGUUGUGUGAAUUCCGCUUCCAUGGCAAAUUGUUUCGUGUAGUCUCCUUGUAUGCCCCCAAUCUCAAUCCUGCAAGAGACCAAUUUCUUGAGCUGGUUCCUUCUUGGGUUGAUCCUGCAAUCCCCACAGUUGUGUGUGGAGAUUUUAACACCGCUUUUGAUCGUUCGCUUGAUCGUGCGGGAUCUGUGGCUUCUGACACCUCUAGGGAGAGUUCUUCUACUCUCUCUUGGCUCUUUGAUGAAUGUUGUGUCGUUGACGCCUGGCGUUACAAACACCCCUCCUCCUCUGGUUACACCUGGAUGAGUCCGGACGGCUCUGUUUCCUCUCGUAUUGAUCUCGUUGGUUGUCCGUAUGUGUGGGUCCCUUCUGUUUCGUCGUGUGAAAUUGUUCCGUGUCCGUUCUCCGACCAUUGUGCUGUUCUUUUGUGUGUCACUGUUCCGGAUGUCGUUCCCCCGGGUCCCGGGCUGUGGAAGUUGAAUAUCUCCAUUUUGGAGGAGGUCGAAUAUGUUCGCCAGGUUGAAAACUUCUGGUCCCGCUGGCGUGACCAGAAGGAUCGUUUUCCUUCCCUGGCUAAGUGGUGGGAGGCUGGCAAAUCUCGUAUCAAGGGUCUCUCUAUCAACUAUUGUUGCUCGAAGUCAUCUGAUACUGCGAUAAAGAGAGACCUUCUCUCUAGGCUUGCCAUUCAUCUUAAGGAGCGUGUUGAUGGUGGAAUCCUGUCUCUGGUUGGGCCGUACCAGUCGAUACUGCAACAGCUGGCUGAACUUGAUGUGUGGGUGGCGAGGGGUGCUCAAGUGUGUGCAAGGGCGCGCUAGAUUGAGGAGGGUGAAUCCUCCAGCUCCUAUUUUUUUCGUUUGGAGAAAAAGCGUGGGGUGGAUCGCCACAUAGCUGCAAAGCGGACUGUUGAUGGUCGAAUUGUUGUGUCCCCCGAGGACCUUUGUGGUUCAUUCUCUUCUUUUUAUUCAUCCCUCUUUUCUGCUGAGCCCACUGAUGCUGACGCGCAGGAGUCCCUGCUUGAUAACAUCGAGUCAUCUUUGUCUACCAUUCAAUCGGAGUCUUGUGAAGGUUUGUUGUCUGUUGAGGAGUGUUUUGAGGCGUUGUCUGGGAUGGCCAAGCUCAAGGCUCCGGGCUUGGAUGGCCUCCCAGCUGAAUUCUAUCUUAAGUUUUGGCAUGUUCUGGGGCAGGACCUCGUUCAUGUCCUCAACUCGUGCUAUACUGCUGGUUCCUUGACCGUCUGGAUAUGCGGAACUGGCGUCCCAUAUCCCUCUUGAAUGUGGACUACAAGCUGGCUGCGCGCACUAUUGCAGCUAGGUUGCUAAACGUCAUUCAUCUUGUGGUCGCUGAGGACCAGACUUGUGGGGUUCCGGGGAGAUACAUCGGCGAGAAUGUCGCUUUUCUCCGUGAUGUGGUAUCUUAUGCCACUAUGUUUGACUCUCCUGUGGUCAUUUUGUCUCUCGAUCAGGGGAAGGCCUUUGAUAGGGUGGAUUGGUCCUUUAUGUAUGCCACUCUUCGGAAAAUGGGGUUUGGCACUUCUUUUCUUCAGUGGGUUAACUUGUGUUAUACUGGCGUCCAAAGUUCUGUUAAUGUGAAUGGCUAUCUUUCUCCUUUCUUUUCUUUGUCUCGUGGCGUCCGUCAGGGCUGCCCUCUGUCUCCUCUCGUGUAUGUUCUCGUUGCUGAGGUGCUUGCGUGUAAUAUUCGUGCUAAUCCACGUAUCAAAGGCCUUUGUCUCCCCGGGUCGUCAGACCCUUUGUCCCCGAUCUCUCAGUAUGCCGAUGACACGUCACUGGUUGUCUGUACCGAUGAGGCUAUUCGUGCCUGUUUUGCUGUUUAUGAUACAUAUGAGCGCGGCUCUGGCUCUAAGCUUAAUCUGUCUUAG
This is a messenger RNA of Porites lobata, 2060 nucleotides long. Lineage: Eukaryota; Metazoa; Cnidaria; Anthozoa; Scleractinia; Poritidae. The record is from the annotation of a GenBank genome assembly.